AUGGCAGGUACUUGUGUGAACACUAUAAAGUUGUUAGGCUUGGGCUCACUUGGGUUAUUAACCUCGUCGCUUAUCCAGCAAUCCAUACAAAACAUCCCCAAUCUAAUCACUCAAAUAAAUUCAAUUUACCAAUUACAAAUCAGUGCUUUGAAUACAAAAGUUAAAGAGACCAAGCUGUAUCUUUGGGGUUCAAGGGUUGUUAAUGGACUUUUGGCUGGUUUUAGUACUGUAUUCUUCACUUUGGCUUUCCAGUAUAGUCCUGUUGAUGAAAAACAUCCGUAUUUGGUUUAUGCUGCCUUUGGUGCUCCCGUGACUCUUCUUGGUUUGUAUAUCAAAACCUGGGUUUACGAAGAGAAAAUUUUGAAGAAGCAGGAUGUAUCAGUUUGGAACAAGAAGGAAUCUUCAUCUGCCAAGACCUCGAACUCGAACUCGAACUCGAACUCGUCCCAUGUCCCAUCUUCGGUUGUUUCUGCUGACGAAGAUGACGACGCUGAAGCGGCUAUUUCCAAAGUCAAUAGUGUUGAUGAAUUGGGCAGGUCUUAUGUUCAUCUUUCCGAUGAAUCAGGUCUCUCCACUCCAACUUCUUCUCAACCUGCUUCGCCACAAAUCAGACAUCAAGAAGAAGCAGGAGAUGAACCACAAGAGGCAUCUUCAAAGGAAGAAGCGGACGUUGAUCUUGAAAUUGAAGCUACUUUGGCCAAGAAGGAAAUCGCCCAAGAUUUAGAACACAUCAAAACGGGCUAUACUAUCGGAUCUUAUAUUUCUGGUCUAAGUUUGACCAUUGCUAUUGUUGGGUUAUUUGGAGAUUUCUACUUUUUGUGA
This is a messenger RNA of Lodderomyces theae, 822 nucleotides long. RefSeq lists its product as uncharacterized. Gene Ontology annotation, biological process: autophagy of mitochondrion. Gene Ontology annotation, cellular component: mitochondrion. The record is from RefSeq and is a predicted model, not a curated record. The coding region runs from base 1 to 822 and encodes 273 amino acids. The transcript has a single exon. Lineage: Eukaryota; Fungi; Ascomycota; Pichiomycetes; Serinales; Debaryomycetaceae.